AUGACUGCCCACAACAUCCUCAAGAAGCUUCAUUUCCACAGACAAACACCCAAAUCUGACUCUUACCAAUCUACGCCCGCUGCCUCUUCAGAUAACAACAGCAUGAGCUACUAUCCCUCUGGCGGCCUGUCCCAGAUGUCUUCUCAAGUUUAUGGCUACCCUGACUCCUCUGGACAGACCCAGCAAAUGCAAUCUGUUCCUCAGGCUCAUCUGUCCGAGCAACCUCAACAAAUAGCACAUUUGGCCGGUCCACAGGUGCCUCAAGCUCAGGUUCAACCUGUCCAGUACAUUCCCCAAGAACAACAUGUCCAUGCAGCCAUACAUGGCGUCCCUCAACAGGAGCAAGAGGCUCAAAAGGACCUGUCUUCUCUUUUGCCUCAAAAAUCUGCUGUUUCCAAGGGUAAGUAUUCCUUGACCGACUUCCAUAUUAUGAGAACCCUUGGAACUGGGUCCUUCGGAAGAGUCCACUUGGUGCGCUCCGUGCACAAUGGACGUUACUAUGCCAUCAAGGUGUUGAAGAAACAGCAAGUUGUUAAAAUGAAGCAGGUUGAGCAUACCAAUGAUGAGCGCAGAAUGUUGAAAUUGGUUGAACAUCCAUUUUUGAUAAGAAUGUGGGGAACCUUCCAGGACUCCAAGAAUUUGUUCAUGGUUAUGGACUACAUUGAAGGAGGUGAGUUGUUCUCCUUGUUGAGAAAAUCUCAGCGUUUUCCUAACCCGGUCGCCAAGUUCUACGCCGCAGAGGUUGUGUUGGCCUUAGAGUAUUUGCACUCACAUGAUAUCAUCUACCGUGACUUGAAGCCCGAAAAUAUCUUGUUGGAUAGAAAUGGACAUAUCAAAAUCACUGAUUUUGGUUUUGCCAAGGAGGUGGCCACGGUGACUUGGACUUUGUGUGGUACUCCCGACUACAUUGCACCAGAAGUAAUCACUUCCAAACCAUACAAUAAGACAGUAGACUGGUGGUCAUUGGGUGUUUUGAUCUUCGAAAUGCUUGCUGGUUACACCCCAUUCUAUGACACUACGCCCAUGAAGACAUAUGAAAAGAUUCUCUCUGGAAAGAUCCAUUUUCCAAGCUUUUUCCACCCAGAUGUGGUAGACUUGUUGUCUCGUUUGAUUACUGCUGAUUUGUCUUCUAGAUUGGGUAACUUGGUGAAUGGUCCUGCCGAUAUCCGUAACCACCCUUGGUUUUCUGAGGUUGUAUGGACCAAGCUCUUAGCUAAGGACAUUGAGACCCCAUACGAGCCUCCUAUCACUGCCGGUGUCGGUGACUCGUCUUUGUUUGACCACUACCCAGAAGAGCAGGGUGAUUACGGAUCUAUGGAUGAAGAUCCUUACGCACACCUUUUCGAGGACUUCUAG
Messenger RNA from Australozyma saopauloensis, 1356 nucleotides. RefSeq names its product cAMP-dependent protein kinase catalytic subunit (gene TPK2). Gene Ontology annotation, cellular component: nucleus. Lineage: Eukaryota; Fungi; Ascomycota; Pichiomycetes; Serinales; Metschnikowiaceae. The record is from RefSeq and is a predicted model, not a curated record. Bases 1 to 1356 code for a protein of 451 amino acids. Gene Ontology annotation, molecular function: protein serine/threonine kinase activity; ATP binding. The transcript has a single exon. Gene Ontology annotation, biological process: protein phosphorylation.